Molecule: messenger RNA, 1671 nt
Organism: Penicillium canariense
Lineage: Eukaryota; Fungi; Ascomycota; Eurotiomycetes; Eurotiales; Aspergillaceae
Exons: 3
Coding region: 1-1671 (556 amino acids)
Source: RefSeq, a predicted model, not a curated record
AUGGAUCGCGUGCCAAAUGAAAUCUUGGGGCAGAUAUGCCUCUAUCUCCAAGGCCCUGAACAUGGUCCAUGCAGAGAUCUAUCCUCCCUGAGCUGGGUCAAGUGGAUCUGCUACAAUGCGGCGGCCCCGAUUCUCUAUCGAAAGCUUACUCUCAAAUUCUGGGAUAUGGAAAGCCUACUUCAUCGGGACAGAAGCUGGGCACCACUCAAGUCUCUUAUUGCUUACCUUGAUUACCUGGAGCAGCUUGACUUUAUCACAACCAAUGAGUUCACAAGUGACUUACAGCAAGCUAUAUCCUAUUAUCAUCCAAAUUGUAGGGUGAAUAUUACGUGGCGACAGGCGGUGGGCUACAGUGUUCUUGGUACAGAAACUAGAAAACAGCUCAACCACCGCGAAACUUGGAGCGACUACGAAUUCGAUAUCAAUGUUCUUCAACUACCCGGUCUACAUAGUCUCGCUGUGACCCUUAUCGAUAGCAAACGCCUAUCAGCUGGACGCGAAGACCUCGACGAAAUGCUACCUUUUCUCGUUACCGCUCCAGGACUGAAGCAUCUUGACUUACAAGGCCAGAUUGACCACCUCGGGUUCCCCCUCGCUCGGCUAAGGGGAAAAUGGCAAGGCCUGAUCGAUGCUCGCCCACCCUCGCAAAUAUCUCAACUAGAAUCAAUUAUAAUCUCCGGGUCCGGACCACGUGAAGAUAUUCUAUUCAAAUUGGCUGCUGCUGGCAAUCUUUCCAACCUUCGAACAGCCGUUCUUGCGAAGGUCUAUGAACCGGAGAAUUUGGCGAAAGUCGCUAAACUAUUCCCCAACCUUGAGCGACUCUUCAUCGAACCGAAUCCCAGACGUCGGCGCUGGAUCCACCUCAAAGCUGAUCACGACGAUUCAAUCGCCGCCAUACGAGCAUUUCGACCAUUGAAAUAUCUUUGUCUCCACAGUCUUCGCAAAGUCGAAAACUUUCAUCGAAUCGUCGAACAGCAUGGCCCGUCAUUGAAGGGGCUCAUUAUCGAACCCUCUGGUCCGGCUCAUUCACAAUACCCCAGACUCGAAGUUUCUGACAUCGUCCAGCUGGCGACUUGCUGUCCGAACUUGGAAGAGCUACGUCUUCAGGUUCAAAGGUCAGUGGGCAGUCAAGCAGAGUGUGAAUUGUACAAAGCUCUUGGGGGAUUCUUCAACCUUGACAGCCUUGUAUUGGAUCUUCAAUUCGACGCGCGAAUAGAGCCAGCACGGCGCCACCUUGACAUGGAAGACCCGACUGCCCUCCGAACAACAUUCAUGAAUGCGGCCAGAGACGAGAAACUUGCUCUUGGUAUUUGGGCCAUGAUAAAACUCAACAAGGCUUCCCGCCUGCAAUAUCUUCGUGUGGUGCCAUUUGGAAAUGAACGGUUCCCCGGAGAAGAGAGUUAUCUACUCUAUUGCUUUGCGCGGUCAUUCCUAGUCACACGAUACAACUUCCAAAAUCCUGCAUCCCCAAGUGUGGAGGAAAUUGGGACGAGAGCGCGGGAGAUAGCACGAGAGAGAACAGAGUCGAGCGUUUAUUCUGAUGAAAUCGAUGAGUUGUCUCUCCCUGAGAGACUCACACUACUUCUCCAUGAUAUCUGGCCACAGGUGCCCGAGCCAUGCGACUGGCGUUCUUGCUGGACUAGCUUUCCUUUUGAGACAGACACUACAUAA